Molecule: messenger RNA, 663 nt
Organism: Anthostomella pinea
Lineage: Eukaryota; Fungi; Ascomycota; Sordariomycetes; Xylariales; Xylariaceae
Source: the annotation of a GenBank genome assembly
AUGGCCGACAUUACCGACCAACACGACCAGACCUCGCCGACCGAGCUCGACGACAGCCACGUCGGCAAUGGCAAUUCCGCGCCUGGUGAGAGUCGCGGCAUCAAGCGUCAACGCAAUAGCAUCGCCGAAGACGAUGAUGACGACGAUGAGAAGGGUGGCCGCGAGCGCCGCAAAAUCGAGAUUAAGUUUAUUAGCGACAAGUCGCGUCGCCACAUCACCUUCUCCAAGCGCAAGGCCGGAAUCAUGAAGAAGGCAUACGAGCUAUCGGUACUCACUGGCACGCAAGUCCUGCUACUCGUCGUGUCGGAGACUGGACUCGUCUACACCUUCACUACUCCCAAGUUGCAACCUCUGGUCACCAAGGCAGAGGGCAAGAAUCUGAUCCAGGCUUGCUUGAACGCGCCCGAGCCGAACCCGGGUAACGAGAACGGCGUGGACGAUUCGAACCAAGUCGAGUCACCCGAAGAGCCGCCCAACUCCCACCUACCCCCGCAGAGCAGCCGAUCAGGCAUGCCUCAGAACCCUCACAUGCCUCCCAACUAUAUGGCCAACGUCCCGAUGGACCCUCAACAGGCGCUGGCUUACCAGGGCUACGUGCAACGCGGCGCACCCCAAUACAUGCCUCAGUCCGGUAUGCCGCAGCACACCUCACACCAAUCGUGA